GCGCAGUGAAACGAAUCAGUGUAAAAUAUCAUCGCUUCUCGUGGAUCCACAUCCUACUAUAGUUUCUCUCCACUCACAAGACGUCCGUAAAGCUCAGAGGAAAAACAGGAUGUUUCCCGUGCUCCGGGAAUACCAGAGUCGACAUCACGUGACGCGGAUUUGUUAGGUUCGCCGCUUGCGCCCCGAUGCUGUUUACAUGGGACUAGCGGUAGACUAGACUACUUUCAAGAUAUUACAGCUGGAAGGCAUUAGUAAGCACCCACCCCAACAGAAGGGCUACACAGAACUCACACGAGAGACUGCUGAAUGUUUUGAUUGAGCAGGCUGACGGCGCUGGCUUGCUUCGCUCCGAUCCUCGCUCGCCUUGCGUGCUAUGGUGGAACACUCGCAGUGCCAGAGACAGAGUCCUUGCUGACGAGACCUCUCACCCUUCACCAUGAUCAUCGAAGAUGUACGUGAACAAUAAUAAACCGGUCAUCAUGGAUGUGGACAGUUCGCGGAGCAUAGUGGAGGACUAUGUCGCUUAUCGCCUGGAAAGAAAUGGCCUGGCUUGGCAAAAUGGACAGAGGGAUGUGACGCCCAACGAAAUUCAGCGAGCAAUGCGGGCGCUGGGCGAUGAGUUCGAAAGCAAGUUUAGUGCUCAGUUCGACGACAUGAUGAGCCAGUUGCAGCUGACUCCAGACACUGCGUAUCAAACGUUCAGGACGAUUGUGACGGAGAUAUUUCACGACGGAGUCAACUGGGGGAGGAUUGUAGCUUUGUUCGGUCUGGCUGGUCGUCUGGCUGUUCUUUCUAGUCAUCAGGAAAUGCCGCGGCUUAUAGAGUCUAUCGUGGACUGGGUCUCAGCAUACGUGGAUACCAAUCUGAAACAGUGGAUUACAGAUCAUGACGGCUGGGCUGGGUUUUUGGAGUUUUAUGCUGGAGGCCCAGAGAAACGUGUGAAAGAAUCCUGGCCGUCUUUAAAGACAAUCUGUGGUUAUGCUGCAGCUGGUCUGGGAAUCUUGACUUUGGGAGCUUUUUUAUCUCAAAAAUCAUAAAGCACAAGCCUGUUGGAUGAAAAGAAAAGUAAGCCCAUGUCUAUUAUCCAGGAAUUUGCGGAACAAAAUAGAAAUAAAAUGACAGUUUUGGACACAUUCAUCAGAUGUCAUGAGGAUGUGCUGCAGAUUUCUGUUGACAAGGCAUCAAGCUACUGCAUCUUGACAGUGGAUGUGAGAAAUUUCAUUCCAGAUGAAUUCUAGCCACGUUUUCAAAAUACGAUGAAGAGUUAUCUUCCCAAGUAAUGUCAGCAUAUAAAUAGUACUCUUAUUAUUUCUCAAAAUAUAAACUGAUUCAAAGAACAGGAGAAACUACACAAUAAUUAUGACGUUGCAAAUCAUUGAAAAAAUGUUGUUUCCAUGCCUCCAAUGCACAUCUACAUUAUGUUUUGAUAGUGCAUAUAUUUUGAGCAUUUCAGAAAUAUUUUUAGGCUACAACCUUUAUUUGUCAUUCUCAAAUUAAAUAAUGACAAAAAAGGGGAUAAUUCCUUGAUUUCAGAAUAGUGGUGAAAAUUAACAUUUUGGUCUUGGAAUAUAAGCUUUAUUGAAAAAUGUCAGAUUGCUGCCUUAAUGUCAAAUUUGGACAGAGAUAAAAUUGGAAGACAGUGGCACAUUCUGAAUUUAUUCAUUUAACAAUCUCAGAAUAUAUUCAAAUACAGCUUCAGUCCAUAGCUCACAUAAGAUUGUUUAAGAUGUUUCUGGGAUGAGUUGGGCUACCUGUCUGCGAAAGACAGGCCUGUUGGUUGACGUUUUGAUGACGGAAAAAAUAUCAUCAGGUGUUCCAGCUGGAGAGCUUGUGAUUUUUCUUGUCUGCUUUCAUGUGGUCAAGAGUUGUGAUACAGUGUCAUUCAGGUUCACAUAAUGUACGAAGGAGGGCAUCUUUUUUUUCCUAAAUUCUCUAUCCUUUGCAAAGCUGUUACCUGGUUUGAGUCGUAAUGACGGUGUAUGUAAAGCAUGCUGCAUUAUAUUGUGGCUGUUUAUGUGUGUUUAGUAAUGUGUGGAGAAGACUUGCUAGCUUUAUUGAUAAGUACCAAGUUUUUGUUCCAUUGCAAGCUGAGACUUCUUGUCAGCGAAGCGAAGCUAAAUGCUUCUGGGUGGUCUUCCUCUGCUUGAUCAUUUAAAAAUCCUUGGGCAUCAGAUGUUUUCGGCAGGAUUUACUGACAAGGAUGACACUGGAGCAAGAAGAAUUUUUUAUCAUCCCAAGAUUGAUGCCCACCAGCUUUAAAAGAAUGAAGUGUGCUGCAGAGUGCUUUUAGUUUAACUCGGUCAAGUGUAACACAACAGCUGAGCAUGGUUUUUUUUGUCCAGCAGUCACACCUUCCAGAACUCUGGAGUACAUUCAGUGCCAGGAAGACAGGUUGCACCAGAUAAUCAAGAAACUUGUGGGCAAGAUUUAAUGUUACAAAUCAAGUUUCAGUACCUUAGACCUUUGAGCAGAGUUAAUGCUGCAUUUAUGUGCAUGCCAUUGGAGUAAUUUGAUUAUACUUACAGACAUAACUUUUCAUUGCUUUUUUGUGGGGAUGGGGGGAUGACUGGAAGAAAGAGAGAAAGGCUUCUAGUCACAAUGCUACUUAAUGUUGUUCUUAUUAUAUUAAACUACCUUUUUAAGAAGAAAUUGUAAGUCUUUAUUUUCAAAUAUUGAAAAAAGGUGAUGAUACUAAUUGUACAUUUAUAUAGAACUCUAUCAUAAUCUUGGGUUAUGCUCCAAGUACUGUUCCAUUAAAAUGAUAAGCAUCAAAUUUUUCAGUAACAAACAAUACAAAUACAGUAAACUCUCCAUUAACCAGAAUUCAAGCAGCUGGCACUCUCAAGCAACUGGCAAAAAAAUAAUAAUAAUAAUUCUAGUGGAAAUGUAAGUUCUGACAUGACGAUCCUGAUGUGAUGACUACCCAGCAAGCUCUGUAUCUCUAUUGUAACAGUUUCAGGUGUGUGGGGUUGGUUUUUUUGUUUUGUUUUUGUUUUUGUUUUUUUUGCUGUUGUUGUUGGGUUGGGUUCUUUUAAAGUUCUUUUAAGUUACCUGAGUUUUAAAAAAUUGUGUUAGUGAAGUUUAUUUAAGUUGAAAAGUUUAUUGACUGCCAUUAGCUAAAAUUGCGCACCGCAUUCACAAAGCUGCUUUUAUAAGAAAGCGGCGUUAUAUUAAGUUUGUCUUUAUUUGUCUUAAUUUGCAUUUAAUUGCUGUAUUUCAAUAACAAUAUCAAGUCAGUACAGAGUUUAUGGUAUGACAUGAUAUGCAGCAUGAGAUAUAGUAUUAGGCCUGUUUUUAAUCAUAAUUCUUAAGCAAAUUAGAAAUAUAUUAAUCUGGCCUAUGCCAAUCCAUAUAGAUGCUGGUUAACUGAGUCUGUUGUAAUAGCAAAGUAUUUUAGCUUCACAGACCUGAAUAAACUAAUUCUUAGAUUCUCACAUAAAUGGUUUAAAGUACAUUUGGAAAGUUUUCUUAUUGUCAUUUUAUUGGUGUUAUAUUAUUGAACUGGCAUAAUGGGUGAUUCUGAAAGGAGCAUUCAAACCCUAUGAUGUCUACUACUUUGUCUCUCAUAAUUCUAUCAAAUGAAAGACAUGGCAAUGUGUAAUAUUAUUCUUGCUUUCAGAAUAGCCUCCUCACAGUAAGCCAGGUUUCUUAUGUAAUUGUUUAGUUUUAUUCCUUAGUGGACAAAUACACCAGAGACAUACAAAUACCUAUAAAAGUACAAUAUUUUACAUUUCACCUUACAGAAAAAAAGAAACAUGUACACGCAAGGCAAUACAGUCACUUCCACCAGCUGAACAAGUCAUCCAACACAGUAUGUACACACUUCCCUGUCAACUUCUCUUUAUCAAAGCACUAUUCUCAAGCCCUGGAGCAGAACAGAACAGCAGCAAGAAGGUAUGCCAAGCUAACAGGAACACCCUCCUCUCAAAGCAAGGAUUCAGUCCAAAGCCCAAAACAGAACACAUGACCACCCAUUCCACCCAGAAGUCAAUUCUUUUCAGUAUCAUUCUAUUUGUGACUCCCUGCCACCAGCUCCAUAACAACACCCCAAUGCACAUCAUUAUUAAUGUGUAAUAUGGUUCUUGAUUUCAACAUACCCUUUACUCAGUAAGCCCUACCAUUUCAUCCCCCAGCUUAAUAUCAAAUUAAUUGAAUGUAGGUGAACAGGUUAAUAUGAUCUCAAUAUAAUUAUUUAUUUCACUUUUUAGACAAAUUAUAUUAAUCCUCAUCCCUUUUUUUUAAGAAUUUGUCAUCAUAACAAAGAAAAGCAGCUCUGCUAACCUAGCUUUGAUAAAAUAUAUCCUCUGAUGUCUGAAACUACUGUGUUGUUGUCUAACUAGUGGUUUUGCUGGCAUUUAAACUGAAGACAGUCUGUACAGGUCUAUGCCUGGUUCAAAAUUAAAACAAAAAAUAUGGAACUGCAAUUGAGUUAUAAGAUGGAGCUGUACUUUCUGACAGGUAACGGAAAUGGUGUUAAAAUAGCGUGCUUUCAUUUAUCACAGUAUUAUGUACAUGCUUGUUUGUUAACUUGUAACAAGAGGCACACACUGAAAGUGUCUGUUUCUGCAAAAGAAUCAUGUAACAGUUGUAAAAAUAAAUAUGCCGAUUUUUUAAUGCUUUUAUGGAUUUUCCUGUACGUAAAACGAUCUUUGUUGUCUUUAAAGUUCUCAUGUAACAUGCUUAUUGUGGAUCUUUUUUUUAUCAGUAUCAGAAAAGCCAGCCUUGUUCUUGACACCUUUGUGCUGUUAUCCUGUAUUAACAGGUAGUGACCAAGUGUCAUAUGUUAAGCUUAAAAUCAACAGGCCAACAGCAGAAACCAGCAUUUAUAAAAAUAGCACUUAACAGUAACUAAAAUGUGCUAAGUAUGCAUACUAAUGUCUUGCUUUAUUUAAUCAACAAUGGAUCAUAACAUUAUCUACUUCUCUGUGGUGAUAUCAAGAUCCUACCUCAUGUUAAGUAUCAGUGAGUACAAAGAAGUACUUAGGUACCUUAGGUAGCUUGGGCUCAGAAAGAUCUGAAUGGCAUACAAAGAUAUGACCAAGAAAAUGUGCUUGAACAGGUGGGUAAGAGUAGGUAGUGGAUUUGUUGUAUAUGGAUGCAUGACUGUAUACGCAGGUGAAUGUAAGAGAGAUUGAAGGAAAAAAUAUUUUUAAAUGGAUAAAUUAUAGGUUUUAAAAAAAUACUUCUGGGAAAUUUUAAAUGUGAGAUUUAAGGAAUAUAAAUCCUUCAGGACAGUCCAACCCACCAAAAACUAAGAGCAGAGAUAUGGCUUGCUGACACACCUUUGAAGAUAGGUGUCUGCAGCACACAACAGAUUUUGUCAGGAGCUCUGAAGUUACUGUCUAAGCAUCCAAAGAAGUUAUACAACCAGCGCAAAAGUCAAGAAGUGUACAUUAUAAGUAGAAAUUGAAGGCAGAUUUACUUUUAGUGUAUAAUGAAGCAAGAUAAUAGCAUGUUUUUAGCAUAAUGAUCUGUUUGCAGAUUGCAUAAAUCACUCUAAUGAGCUGUGUUGUGACAAUCGCUGUGUUGUGCAUUGUCCUAGAUUACCAACAUACCAUUUUUUUAAACAUAGUUAUUUUAUCUAGUUCAUGGGUUUACAGAGCUUUCUUCAUGCUGUAUUUAAUGCUAAGGCAACUGUAAUCAAUUAUUAAAAGUAAAUAUCAUUUUAUUAAUGUAAACUAUAAUGUCAUCUUUUGUUUUUCUUUUCAUUGAUGUGGUUAGAUGUUAAGUGUAACACUGAAUCAUGUUGAUAUACACAUUUUAUUUCUUAAAGUCUGUUUAUAGCAUCUAAAUCAGAUAAAAGUCAAAAAAAGGCCUUCAUUGAUUUAACAUCGACUAUGUGUUAAUUUAAUUUAUGUUGAUUUAAAUUUCUAAUUUAAAAGCAAAAGACAGCCAAUUUCGUUAACAUUGACAGGACACAAUGCCUCAUACUUUGUUCAUCGUAUGAUGUAAUACUCAUGAUCAUAAGGAAAUCUUCAGUUUUUAAUCUUAGUUAUUUUACAUUUUUCUGCAUGAUCCACAUUUUAAUCUUUAAAUGGUUGUCUGCAUUCAUUGGAAACAUUCUGUUACUGUUUGUCAAGUUUGAAACAGUCAGGUAUAUGGGCGUUGUAUGUACAUUGGGAUAACAAAAAAUGAACGAACUUUGCUGAGAAGUGCUAUGAACCAGUAUAUGUUAAUUGUUUGCAUUCAGUGCAUGUGUGAGUUUCUGUAUAUAGAGGCCGCUUUCACAGGAUGCAUGAGACAGACCUGCUAGACCAAGAAUUGAGUGAUAUUACCAGAAUUUUAAGCUUGUUGGAUGUGAUGUGCAUAAUGUUACUAUUUUGCACCAUAUUGAUCAAACUGCUAGAUUAUUUGCACUUUCUAUUAAUUGGAAAUGACUGACAGUGAGAGAAAGAUUAACAACAUGUUGUUGCAUAACACUUCUUGUGUCAGCAAUAUAUUCACAAAUAAGUCUUCUUGCAAAGACAUGUACAGCGAUUUGAAUUUGCAGUUUUUUUUUCCCCCACUUUUUUCAGUCCAAAUAUUCGCCUCAGCUGUAGCCCAUCUGCUAAAAGUACUGGCUAUGAAAACCUGGCAUCAAUUUGCUUAGAAUGUGGUUGGACAGAUAAGCUGUGCCAUGAAAAAGAAUAUGCUGUAUACUCUAUAUGAUUUGCACAUAGCAGUCUGGUUGAACUGUGGGUGAAUAGUGCACUUUGUGAGAAUGGAGAAAGCAUGUUUUCAAAAGUGAAAAUGGGAAUGGAGAUUGAGAAAGUGAGAAUUUAUAUUUGAAAAUUAUUUUUAAUGUGGCAUCUCAUGAUAAAAAAAUCUGCUUGGGCCUUCAUGGCGGUUUGUGUACAUUUGUCGGAAACUUGCAUUACUGAUCAUGUUUUUGUAUUUAUUAUCAAAGGGACCAUCUGCUAAUAGUGGCUCAUAGAUGAUCUGUUUCCACUUGUAUUUUUCACCCAUGUCCAUCUUAUUUUAUGGAAUUCGUUUGUGCGUGUGUAUGUGUGUGAUUUUGUGUAGGUGUGUACAUGUUUUCAAGUUAAAGGAGUUGCCAACAUGUAUAGCGUCAUAAAUAAACGCUCCGUUAGAGAAAACAAACAACUGAAAUCAGGAAAACAAUAGAUAUUUCUUGUUUCUGUUUGUUGUUUUUGUACCAGUAGCAGAUGUCUGUCGGCGCUAUGUGUGUACUUUUUCCAGGGACAGCACUCAUGUUCUGGAUGCUCACCCUGUUCAGUUGUUUUCUUUUUCCAUGCGCGGUGUAAUAGUUUGUAUUAAGCCAGUGGGGCAAAAGUGCUGUGUCUGUAGCCAGCGGUAAUUUUUUUGUUUUCUAGUCCAGACCGAAAGGCUUAUUGCGGGGGAAAGGGUGGAUUGCUGUAGACAGGGAGGAGGGGGUGGUAUACAAUAACACGGAUAUAAAUAGACACCCGUCAUUAUUACCACGGAGUGGCAACUACUGAAGUACUUGGGAACAUAGCUCGACCGACCUAGCAUUUUCAUAUUUAAUGGAGAUUUGAAAGCGAAGCACAACUCGAUAUCUGUCACAGGUGUUCAGGGUCUUUACUGGGUCUCCAGCAUCCCCACCCCCAUCAUGACACACCUGUGUACAGAUACAGGCUACACGUGACACCUGAUGACCCCCGAGUCAUCUCGUGUCCUCAUGCACUAGUCUACUCCGCGAUUUUGUAUUUAUUAUUUUUGAAGUACAUGGCACUCCCAUCCCUCGCUUGCCAUAUCGAAUAAAGCAGAAGUUCCCGUUAUCAUCUUCAGUCACCUGCCAUCUCUAAGCUCGAGCAGUAACAGUUCACUGACCACAGCAGUGUCACACCAGGUCAGCUCCAGAGGUGGUGAGUAGGUCUUGUGUACCUGACCUGAUGGUCAUUUCAAAAUGCUGAGGUCGCCUUCUCUCAGGUGAUGUUCACUUUGCUGUUACCCACCUCCUCCUCAUCAUCAUCAUCCUCUCAACGGUCUCGUUGCGGGCAUUAUCACCGUUGUGAGUUCUGUUCUCGGUACUCGAGCCUCUCAGCCACUGCGCCCCACGUUGUUCGUAGUUUGUCCUACUCUCCUCGUGUCAUCCAUCCUCGUUAUCCUUCUGUUCGUGUUUUCCAUAGGCAGCUUCAAGUUCGUCGUUAAAAGCACCAAAACAAGAUAUGUCUGUUUGUGUGUACAUAGGUGUGCCUUUCAACAUUUUGCGUUUCAGCGACUUGUUACUGAUGUCGAUGUGUUCGUCCUUGCCACGUGACUUGUUAUCUGGUGGUCAGUCGUUGCUAAACAUUCUGGAACUUCUCGCUGGCCUUGUUUCUUUUCUUACCCUCCUUCCUAAAGGCAUACGGUUGUCAUGGGAAGUUCCCCCUUUCCCCUCAUCCCCCUCCCACCAACUCCUGUCUCGUGAUGUGUUCCCUUUUUUUGCUGGGUCAUUACGAAAUGGAGGUUUGGGGUCACGUGAGGGCUCCUAGUGUCGUGCCUGGAGUCUCUUGGGUCUGGUAUCGGGUGUGUGCGUACCCUGACGGUGACGGGUGCAAAAGUACCCUACCUCACUGGGUCCGGAUGGCGAGACGUGCUUGCCUGCCAAUACCAAAGAAAUCUCUCCCACCCCACCUGCCCUUCCUUUCACCCAAAAAAAAUUGAGGUGACUGACCUACCCGUUCAUUGUCAAAAAAGUCUGCCGACACCCGUAUUAUUUUGGUUGCUUAAGUCAGCCGUAGCUUCAGUUACAGUUUGUUUGCCACUAGUACCCGACUGUGUCCGACAUCUGGAUGGAAAAGUUUAGCUUUUUAUGGUCGGAUUGUUGCUGGUUGGUUGUUUUUAUUUGUUAUAAACAUGUUUAUGUGUUACAGAAAGAUUGUUUUAAGAGAGCAGCGGCCGCGUUUCGUGCAGGCGCAGAAUACAGUAACCCACCUAAUCAGAACUAUUAUUUAAUUAUUUUUAUAAUUUUAAUGAAAGGAAGUGUAUAUUUGAAGCAUUUGAAAUCUCCAGAUUAUGUGUUGUUUUUUUUUUAAGAUUGUUGCUUAAAUUUAUGUUAAUUUUACAUAUCAGUUCUUGGCAACAUUUAGUUGUUUUACCUGUAUUUAAAUAAACGUAAAUUCUCUUGCUCAUACUUAUUUUUGUGUUAAGUGUUUAAAGUUGACUUGUGCACUGGUCAGAAUAAAUUUUUGCAAUGAGCA
Pomacea canaliculata is the source of this 9143-nucleotide messenger RNA. Its product is annotated as bcl-2-like protein 2. The transcript has 3 exons. Gene Ontology annotation, molecular function: protein heterodimerization activity; protein homodimerization activity. The record is from RefSeq and is a predicted model, not a curated record. Lineage: Eukaryota; Metazoa; Mollusca; Gastropoda; Architaenioglossa; Ampullariidae. Gene Ontology annotation, biological process: extrinsic apoptotic signaling pathway in absence of ligand; regulation of apoptotic process; intrinsic apoptotic signaling pathway in response to DNA damage. Gene Ontology annotation, cellular component: mitochondrial outer membrane. Bases 450 to 1037 code for a protein of 195 amino acids.